GUUGCGACGAAAAAAGGAACAACGGUGGGGAAUUAGCCGCAGCGCCGAUUCUUCCCCGUCCAGAUUCAUGUGCAUUCCCAACCUUGCGUUCUGCUUGCUUUUGGGGCGGCUCUGGUGUUGGGUGCCAUCAGAUUUGGGGUUGGGUGCUGUGUGUUUAUCGGUACCACUCAGUUGGCCACUAACUAGCCAUAUUGCUCCGAAGCUCUGCUUGUUCAGGCUUGUGUCUUGAAGUAGUUUCAAUUGUGAGAGUAAUCGGUUGAGAAGGGAGGAAUCUUGUCGCAAUUGGAGCUGGUAGUUGCGUUUGGGUAGGGAUGGCGCUGGUGGUGGGUGUAAUGCGGCGCUCAGGAUUCGCGAAAAACGUUGCUAGGGUUAUUUGCACUGCUGCGUUAGGAGCGCCGAGAGUGGCCACCGUUGAGCGGGGGGUUGUACAGGGAGUCGGACAGGUUCGGAGGUCGUCGACCAAUUCCACGUUUGAGCCUGGGUUCCACUGGCGGAAGAUGAUUCAAGCUCACCACAUGUCGUGCUGUGCUAAUUUGGGGAAUCCUCCUCCUCGGGAGAUUAUUGUGGAAUACUGCGAAGAUAGCGAAUACACGGACUACUUCAUUGAAAUCGCUGACAAAGUUGAGGCGGCACACCCAGAGUUGGCAGUCCUUGUGAGUCCAAACAACAUGGAAGCGCGGAAGGGGUCAUUCGAAAUAAUCUGCGAUGGCCAUGUCAUUUGGUCGAAGCUGAAGAAAGGUCGGUUGCCUCGAUUCGAGGACGUCCUCGAUGGAAUUAGUGAGCUUCCAUCAAAGUGUGACAUUGAGCCCAAGUCUGCAAGCGCAUAGAUAUGGCAAGUCUAGUGCCUUGGAGCGGUGUGCACUGUCCAACAUUGUCCAUGAUUAGGCUGUUGAACAUAUAGGUCCCUAAUAAAGCAACUGCGGCAUGUACUGUAUACAAUGGUGAUGGUCAUUGCAAUAGUUAGAGAAGCAUGUGGCAAUCUCUGUAGAAUGCAAACAAUUGUGAUUUGUAUCAUACAAAAUAUAAAUGUGAAACAUCUUGGUAGGAUGUACUACUUGUCCUU
Molecule: messenger RNA, 1063 nt
Organism: Physcomitrium patens
Lineage: Eukaryota; Viridiplantae; Streptophyta; Bryopsida; Funariales; Funariaceae
Source: RefSeq, a predicted model, not a curated record